AUGAAUAAUUCGGAAUCGCAGGAGAUUGUGCCAAGUGCUCAAAAUGAUCUAGCUGUUAAAAUUUUGAAAGACAAAUCGUUCAAUGUUUUGGAAGGGCACAUUUCAGAUGAAUGCUUGAAAGCAAUUAAAGGGAUGGGAUUUAAAGAGAUGACUCCCAUCCAGGCUCAAUGCAUACCUUCCCUUCUUGAGGGCAGGGAUUUGAUGGGUGCUGCAAAGACUGGCAGUGGAAAAACGUUGGCUUUUCUUAUUCCAGUUGUUGAACUUAUCCACAACCUUGCUUUCAAGACUAGAAAUGGUACAGGUGCAAUAAUUAUUUCCCCAACAAGAGAACUGUCCAUGCAGACGUAUGGAGUUUUGAAGGAGCUUCUCCAGUUCCACAAGCACACAUUUGGACUGGUGAUGGGGGGUGCCAACAGGCAGCAAGAAGCCAAAAAAUUGGGAAAAGGUGUCAACAUACUUGUAGCCACGCCAGGAAGACUCUUGGACCAUCUGCAAAACACCUCAGAUUUUGUGUACAAGAACCUUCAAAUACUUGUCAUUGAUGAGGCUGACAGAAUUUUGCAGGAUGGAUUUGAGGAGGAUAUGAAGCAGAUCAUAAGAAUCUUACCAAAAAAUCGCCAGACUAUGAUGUUCUCAGCUACCCAGACUAAAAAUAUAGAAGAUUUGUCUAAAAUAUCUCUAAAGAAAGAGCCCAUGUAUGUAGGUGUGGAUGACCAGAAAGUUGCAGCCACAGUUGAAGGAUUGAAACAGGGUUACAUCAUCUGCCCACCUGAAAAACGGUUUUUAGUCUUGUACACAUUCAUGAAAAAAAUCAAAGACAAAAAGAUCAUGAUAUUUUUUAGUACCUGCAAUGCCGUUAAAUAUUUCAAUGAUCUCCUGAACUACAUUGAUUUGCCAGUUAUGUGCAUACAUGGAAAACAAAAGCAAGCCACAAGGACGCAAACUUUUUUUCAAUUCUGUAAAAGCAAAAAAUCCAUAUUGUUGUGUACGGAUGUGGCUGCUAGGGGAUUGGACAUUCCAGAGGUUGACUGGAUUGUUCAGUUCGACCCUCCAGAUGAUCCUAACGAAUAUAUACAUAGGGUCGGGAGGACAGCCAGAGGUAUGGGUGCAUCUGGAAAUGCAAUGUUGAUUUUAAUGCCAGAUGAAAUAGGCUUCUUGCAGUUUUUGAAAAAGGCAAAAAUUCCACUGAAUGAAUACGAGAUGAAUUGGAAAAAAGUCUAUAAUAUUCAGUCCCAGCUGGAACAGCUUGUGUCACGAAAUUACUAUCUAAACAAAGUGGCAAAAGAAGGAUAUAAAUCUUACAUUCGGUCAUAUGCAGCACAUUCACAGAAAGCAAUAUUUGAUGUUCAUAAUUUAGACUUGCAAAAAGUUGCAUUGUCGUUUGGAUUUUCUACACCGCCUUUUGUCGACCUAAAUGUAGGUGCACUGUCCAACGCGAAAAAGCGUAAAAAGUUUAGUUCACAAGAUGGUAAAUUUAAGAAAAGGAAACUGGAGAGCUAA
Helobdella robusta is the source of this 1500-nucleotide messenger RNA. RefSeq lists its product as hypothetical. The transcript is spliced from 11 exons. The coding region runs from base 1 to 1500 and encodes 499 amino acids. NCBI's taxonomy places the organism in Eukaryota, Metazoa, Annelida, Clitellata, Rhynchobdellida, Glossiphoniidae. Gene Ontology annotation, cellular component: nucleolus. The record is from RefSeq and is a predicted model, not a curated record. Gene Ontology annotation, molecular function: nucleic acid binding; ATP binding; RNA helicase activity. Gene Ontology annotation, biological process: maturation of LSU-rRNA from tricistronic rRNA transcript (SSU-rRNA, 5.8S rRNA, LSU-rRNA).